This is a messenger RNA of Planococcus citri (citrus mealybug), 671 nucleotides long. Its product is annotated as macrophage migration inhibitory factor homolog. The record is from RefSeq and is a predicted model, not a curated record. NCBI's taxonomy places the organism in Eukaryota, Metazoa, Arthropoda, Insecta, Hemiptera, Pseudococcidae. Gene Ontology annotation, molecular function: phenylpyruvate tautomerase activity; cytokine activity. Bases 90 to 491 code for a protein of 133 amino acids. The transcript has 3 exons.
CGUUAUCGUGGCGGUUCGCACUUUAGAAUCUUACAUCGGAGUUUGAAUUGAGUUUCAGGCUGUGAACUAGUUGAAAAUAUCGCGCAAAAAUGCCACGUUUUGCUUUAGAAACUAAUGUUCCAUUGAAGGAAAUUCCAGAGGAUUUUCUAAGUACAUGCAUUCAAACAAUCGCAAAAAUGACCAACAAACCGGAAAUGUUCAUCGUAGCUUAUGUUCAACCGAAUCAAGACAUGUACUUUGGUAAUUCAGAUGGUCCUUGUGGAAUAGCCAAUAUUUCAUCUAUCGGUUACCUUGGAGUGGAAGAUAAUAAAAAAUUCUGUAAUACAUUCUACAAAUUAAUCGAAGAAUACGUUGGAAUUCCAAGAUCAAGGCUUUGGUUGACAUUUACCGAAAAUUUACCAGAAUAUGUUACCUUCAAAGGGAGAUCUUUUUAUCAUAUUAGCAUGUGUCGUGCUCCAGGUGAAAAAGUCAUUCACGAUCCCGAUGAAUAAACUAGAGACCUACAUAACUACGAGUAUACUACACCGAAUACAGCGAUAAUUCUAAAUUUUAUAAAUGCAGCUUUUAAAUUAUUGUAUAAUGUAUAUUUUAUUCCACGUUAAAAAAAAAUUAUGGAAGAUUCAAUUACCUACUCAAAAAUACCAAUAAAUAAACUAGAGCUUAUUUCCGGA